Molecule: messenger RNA, 1571 nt
Organism: Mangifera indica (mango)
Lineage: Eukaryota; Viridiplantae; Streptophyta; Magnoliopsida; Sapindales; Anacardiaceae
Product: thermospermine synthase ACAULIS5-like
Exons: 10
Coding region: 280-1386 (368 amino acids)
Biological process (GO): polyamine biosynthetic process
Molecular function (GO): thermospermine synthase activity
Source: RefSeq, a predicted model, not a curated record
UGGUAACAAAAUCUGCCCUGAACCUGACAAUGACCACGUUCAUCGUGCCUUAGCCUUUACAGCCAGCGCCAUCAGUUGCAGUCAAAAUAUGAUUGGAUAUUAGGACCUGUCUUUACUGUUACCAUACACGUAGAUAUAUAGCAUGGCCCACAAAUUCUCAUCUUUUUCUUUCGUCAGUUACGAAUGCAGAUAGAUAUAUAUGGACUCCAUCUCUCAGUUUGAAGAACAAGAUCAAGAGGUGGGCUAGGAUACAACUCCGAAGUGGUGAACAAAUUAAAAAUGUGGUCUUUAUUGUAUGCUAUUAUGGUUCUGUAUAUUCCUAUGCCAGUUUUGGAUGAAUUUGAUGAUUUACUUAUAGAUCAGUCAAAUGGAAAUGGUUAUUAUGACGAAGUCAUUCCAGACGGCUCUCACGAUCAGUUGACACAGUUUCAGCUUCAAGGCGAUGAGGCUGAUGAAUGGCAACUCCCGCUGGUUCAAUGGUUUGAAGAGCAACUUCAUCCUGAUCUCAAAUUGUCUUUUGCGUUGAACAGGGUAUUGCAUGCAAGUACUAGCGCGUUCCAGGAGAUAGCUCUGUUGGACACAAAACACUUUGGAAAGGUUUUGGUAAUUGAUGGGAAGUUGCAGAGUGCUGAAAGAGAUGAGUUCAUUUACCAUGAAAGCUUAGUUCAUCCUGCUCUUUUACUUCAUCACUACCCGAAAACAGUAUUUAUCAUGGGAGGAGGCGAAGGGUCGACUGCAAGGGAAGUUCUGAGGCACAAAGACAUAGAGAAAGUAGUCAUGUGUGACAUUGAUAGGGUGGUUGUAGACUUCUGCCGUGAACAUUUGACAGUAAACCAAGAAGCCUUUAAAGACGAAAAGCUGGAAUUAGUUUUUAAUGAUGCAAAGGAAGAGUUGCUGAAGAGGAGUGAGAAGUUUGAUGUUAUAAUAGGAGACUUGGCUGACCCACUUGAAGGAGGUCCUUGCAAUCAUCUCUACACAAAAACCUUCUAUGAGGAAGUCCUCAAGCCCAAGCUCAACGACUCUGGCAUCUUCGUCACUCAAGGUAGUUUAGCUGGAGUCCUCAGCCACAAGGAGGUCUUCACUUCAAUAUUCAACACCUUAAAAAAUGUUUUCAAGUAUGUGGUAGCGUACACCGCUCAUGUGCCUUCCUUUGUAGACACCACCGGCUGGGUCUUGGCUUCAGAUGAACCACUGAAGUUGGAUGUUCAAGAAUUGGACAGUAGAAUCCAAGAGAGAAUAAGAGGGGAGUUGCAGUAUCUUGAUGGGGCAUCCAUUGUUUCAUCCACUGUUAUGAAUAAAACCCUUCAGACAUCAUUGGUGAAUGAAACCUACAUUUAUACAGAAGAAAGCCCGAGGUUUACUCAUGGACGUGGAAUCUUUACAUAGAGUGAGCGGUGAGCGCAUAAAGGAAUAAAGCAGCUAUAGUUCUAGAGAAUUUCAGUUUGGCAAACUUUACAUAUGUUAAUAUAAGCAGCACCCGGUUUCCCCCUUUGUUUUUGGAAGGGCUAUGUCUAUCUGUGAUUGAACAGGAACUUUAAUACACCCACCCAAGCCAACUGCCCUUGAUUGAA